Molecule: messenger RNA, 7791 nt
Organism: Mercenaria mercenaria
Lineage: Eukaryota; Metazoa; Mollusca; Bivalvia; Venerida; Veneridae
Product: armadillo-like helical domain-containing protein 3
Exons: 25
Coding region: 182-2266 (694 amino acids)
Biological process (GO): regulation of Golgi organization
Cellular component (GO): cytosol
Source: RefSeq, a predicted model, not a curated record
GUUUCUGUUCGGAAGUGUUCGAAUAUUAUCUAAAAAAUUUUGACACGAAAUAGAGAUUCAACUUUUUUCAAAUUUAUGGAUAUUCAUUCAUUUCAUUAAAAUCUGACUGUCACAAUGUAAAGCGAAAAUUUUAAGGAUAUCAACUUUCUUACUCAGAUCUUUGAAAAUCUACUGUAAUAAAAUGAGCCAGGAAGCGGGCCAGGGAGAUAAGAAGGGUCACUCGGUGCUGUUGAGGAAAGGUUCGUCCAACAAGAUGGCUCUUAAGGAGAAAAUUGUACAGAUCUAUGAAGCAUUUUUCCAGGGUGAAGAUCCAUCAGCUGGAAAUCCAAAUUUUUGGGAUGAACUUUUCUUACUGAAGGUCAACACUACUUUUAUAGAGACGGAAUGUGAAAAAUUGUCAGGGGAAGGACUCCUUUCUUUGAAGGAGAACUUCAACCUGAUGUUUUAUAAAGCUGUAGAAACAUUGAAACAGGACAAUUCCAUCAGAACUGCUAAUGCAGUACAUACAUUAUGUGCAUUAGUACGAGGAAUUUACAAGAAGACGUUGAAGGAUUAUGGCUUUGAUGUAAUCAACAUACUCAUUGGGUUUGACUCUGCAGAAACUGUGAUACAGUCACUGAUAGAGAGUGUGAACAGAUUUUUAAAUGGAGAUUACCCAGUUGCAUUGAAACAGUUGAUCCUGAAGUUUCUGCUUGUACUGGCAUCAGUUACUGACAAUAUCAGCCAGAACACAUUGUUAGAAUACAUUCUAAUCAACAGUGUGUAUGAGUCAUUAAUACAGAUCUUGGCUAAUCCAGUCUCUAGACAGACACUUGGUGUGGAUGCUAUACUAGUUUUAACCUUGCUUGUGCAGUAUAGAAAGUAUGAGUCAGCGAAUCCAUACAUUGUUAAACUUUCCAUCCUGGACGAUGAGUUGGCUCUUACGGGAUAUGCUGAAGUUGUCUCAGUGGCUUUGUCUGAUUUUAACAGGGAUUACAAAAUAAGAAGUUCUGAACAACAGACGGGCUGGUUCUCGACUCUAGCGAACAUGGUUGGAAAUAUGUUUGUAGCAGAAGAAAAAGAAGUAGCAGCUGUAAGAGCCAAUGACUCUGUGCUGCUGGCAUUAUAUGAAGCUAUACAUCUGAACAGAAAUUUCAUUACAGCUCUUACACAUGCGCACACUCCAUCAAUACCAUCUACCCCACCCUCCUCACCAACACCAGACAAUUCACCGGUAGAAGAUAAACAAGUAAAUCCACUAGAGAAUUCCCAAGCCCCCAUCGAACCAGCCCAUCAACCAACUAACCUACUAGUCACGUUUCUCGAGUACAGUUCUGUGGUCAUCCAAGAUACAAAAGAGCAAACCCGCUACAAUAACGCUAGACUGUGUCUGAUAAUACUGACAUGUAUUGCUGAGGACCAGUAUGCUAAUUCACUCAUGCACGACAUCAACAUGAAUUUUAGAGUUCCACUUCAUAGAAUGCCAAUGCGACAUAGAAAAGCGAAAUUUGAAGCAUCGCCCCCAUCAAGACCACUGGUGUGUGCUUUGUUAGAUCUGAUGGUUGAAUUUAUAAUGAGUCAUUUGAUGAAGACCAUGCCCUUGGAGUUAUAUACUCGGUGUUUAGGUAUCUGUCACAGAGUUUUAUGUUAUCAAAAGAAAUGCCGAGUGAGAUUACAGUAUCCAUGGAAAAAUCUCUGGACAGCCUUAAUAAAUUUACUGAAGUUUAUCCUGUCACAUGAGAAUCAUCUGGUAAAAAGAGCUAAUAUAUUCCACAUAUGUUCAAAGAUUGUAAAUAUUUUCAACUUAUUUAUAACAUAUGGAGACACGUUCUUGCCAAAUCCAAGUAGUUAUGAUGAACUCUAUUAUGAGAUUAUAAGAAUGCAUCAGGUGUUUGAUAAUCUUUAUUCCAUGGCAUUAAGGUAUACAACAAGUGAGGGAGAUCACAAAGAAUCAGCUGCCAGACUAACCAACCAUCUAAUCAACGUAAGGGCUAUAGUGAAUCAUUUCACUCCAAAGGUUGACAGUUGGGCGGCCAACAACCACCUAUCAUCUCUCACAGAGGAACAGGUGUUGGAAGUUGUGCGAGCCAGUUACGACACUCUCACUCUCAAGUUACAGGACAGCCUCGACCAGUUUGAAAGAUACACAGAGAAACCAAAUGAAUCUGCAUUUUUUACACAGCUGGUUCGCUCCAUUAUCACAGAUGUGCGGAAGUCUGUGUCAGAAAUAAACAUAGAUCAACAAACAAUACUUCAAGAAGUUUCCCCAAUGCCGCCCACCCCUUAACCAUAUACAGCGGAAUACAUAACAAGAAAAUUGUAAACAGUGGUGAAGUUACAGUCCAACCUGGCUUGAAACAACUACUAAAAGAGGAAGUAAAAUUCAAUUACUGCAACUGGCUGCUAAACAGAAGUCAAACUGUAUAGACUAUGUGGAAAUAGAGACGUGAAAGUUCAGCUGCUUUAGCCAGGUAGCUGCUAACUAAAGGUGGCCAUUAACACAGACUCAACUAAAUCUAGUGGUAAUAUGACUGUAUUCAACAGAGUUUCAAUUUCAGUAGACUUACCUAAAUAGAGGUUAAGUGUUUAUAGAAUUUGUAUAUAUAACAUGCCAGACAUGGUAAAAACAAAGGUGACAUUGUUUCAUACAAUGUUUUAGAAUUACCUCAGUGAGCUCUUCUUGUAGCUCCAGUUAUUCAUGAUGAAGCUGUUGUUGGCCAAAAGACAUUUUAGUCAUUUGUAAAACAAUACAGAUUCCUGGAAAUUGAUGAGAUAUUGAAUUAUAAUGUUGAAAUCUAUAAUGUCAUUCAGGUUGCAAAUUCAAAUUUUUCUUGUUGAAUCCAAAAUGUGAAUUUAGUCACAUCAGUUGCAGUGUGUACAUACUUGCUAAUUUUAAGAAUAUAGGUGAAUUAUUAUUAUGGUUUGCACAGACCUUGAAAAGUCCUUGAGUUUGAUGCUAGUCCUUGAAAAUACCAAGAAUAAAAAAAACUGAAAUAUUUAACUAUGAAUAAAAGCUUGAAUUUUACCAAAAACUUCUUCAGGAGCUUCCUUUAUGGAAAGAAUACGUUUAAAAGAGAACUUGAAAAAUAAAGGGAAUUUGAAAGAAAUAUAUUUGUUCACUUACCAGUCCUGGAGUACACCAAUAGCAGUCAAAAGUACCUGUCUGGAACCACAUUAUUUAUCACAGUCUACACAGAGUGCAAUUUCUGCUAUAACAAUGUUUUUUGGAAGCACUGGAAAAAAGUUGUCUUACUAACGUUUGAAGAUGUGGUUUCGAGAUAAAGUAGACCUUGAAAAAGUAAAAAUAUACUUGAAAGAAUUUUGUCUUGAUGUUUAUUAUGAAUCAUGUAUAAAAUUUAUAAUCUAAAUAUAUCUGGCUUGUAGUGAACAUGUUGCAACUGAGCUAAUGUUGUAGUGUAUAUGUACUGGUACAUGCCUCCAGAUCAACAUCAGUUAUAUAACAAAUGGUAGUUGAUACUAGGUAUUAAAAAUGUGAUAUCCGCAUUGUUCAGGUAAAUAUUUUUAUGUCUAUGUUAUAAGUUACAGCUGUAUUCGUAACUUGUGAGUUUUCUACAUGCUUUAUUGUUGAAAAGUAUGUGACUGUAGAUAAAAUGUUGCUAAAAUGCAUGGAAUCACUUUAAAAUUUCUUUCUGUUGCAUUUAGUGUAAGAAAAAGCACCUAUUUUCGCUGGGUCAAAAUUUCUCAAAUUUGAAAUUUUGAGUAUACUUGCUAAAUUGUAAAAAUGGUAUCCUGCUAGAACUUGAAUUAUACUAAUGGUGAAUAUAUACACGAGGAUUAGUUUUCGCGAUAUGUAGGGCCUCGCAAAUAUAGCGAAUAUUAAACCCUCACGAAAAAUUCUACUUUUAAAGUACUAAGUUAAGAAACCCUUAGAAAGAUUUGACAUAAAUCUUGUGGGAUGCAGCUUUAAUGAAUUUCAGCUGCCGUUUAAGUUUUACACAAAAUCUUUGUUGAAUCACUUCCUGUUUUCAGCUGGGCACGGAAAUAUUUGUUGCCUAUGUAAACCUUAUCACUUGAACUAAAGUCAGCACAAGAUAGAACCCUACUUGAAUCUCAACCUCGGUCAUAAUAUUUACACAUCUAAUAUUGGAAUUGAUAGCAAAUUGUAUUUACAUGAUAAUGCCAAAAACUUUUUAAUUGAAGUGUUUUGUAAAUUGUAGGUUACUGUUGAAUUCUCAGUUUUAGAUAUAUAUUUUCUAUGUACAGCAAGUUAUUUUGUACUAUUGUGAGGUUAUUACAAGUACAAGUACAAAAGUCUUAUGCAUACAAUUAUGUAAAAUAAUUUUAUAAAAGGAGGGAGAGUUACAUUGUUUUAAGUGGUGUUUUAAGGUUUAGGCAGAAGUUUAAUGUAAUCACUUCGUAAAUGCUGAUGGCCUAUUUGUUACAUUUAUGUAUAAAUUAAAUCAUGUAUUACAUAUUAUAUUCUGUCUUAAGUUAUACAAAUACACGAUUUUGGUUACCAUACUUUUUAAACUAAUCACUUGGCAGACAUUUUCAAACUUGUCCAGAGUUUUAUUCAUAAGAAUGCACUACUGUAUAAACUCAUGAAGAGUCAUAUAAAGAGGUGAUCUAUUUAUAGCAGCAUUGUAAGUGUUGAAAAAAGCGCUUUGGUUGGAUAGAGGCAAGAAGUGAAGUCUUCAUCAUUUAGAAACUGCAGUUAGUCACCUUUACCCCUUUUGAUUUCUUAAUGCUGAAAUCUUCAUAACCUCAAUUACAUACUUAGUGGCUUUCUGAUUAUUUAAGUGAAUAAAAAGUACAUGUCAAAUAGUUACAAGGAAACAAAAGAUGUACUUCCAGCGAUUUAUUGAAUGGCUGGAUUAUAAAUAAAAUGUUUUGCUUUCUCUUUAUUGAGGGUGAUUUUGUGAUAGUUAUUUAUGUAGCAUUCCUUUUGUCAAAGUCUAUUGUUGAAACAUUUUGAAACAGUAUUGUAUGAAGUCCCUUUUAGUUUUAAUUAUGAAAGCUGUAUGUAUGUUUGUACAAAUUGUUCCUCAGUAGUAAAUCCUGCAGUUAUCAUUUCCAGGGCAUUGUUAUUUUGAGAGGAUAGUGCAUGAUACAGAAAACACCAACGCUUUUUAGCUCACCUGAACCAAAAGUUCAGGAUGAGUUAUUAGUAUAGGCUGAUGUUCCAACUACUGUCAUCCAGCUUCCACAUUUUAGAUUAAACACCUUCUUCUCAGAAACUACAGACCUGAAUAACACCAAACUGGCUCUGUAUUGUUCUCCAAGGUCGUUCCCCUCUCAAGUUUGUUCCUAUUAUUCCACUUGACUCCAUUUAUGUUUCUGCCAGAGCUAAACAUAGAAAACCUUAAAAACUCGUCUUCUUGUGAACCGCAAGAUUGAUCUUCAAACUUGGUCUGUAGCAUCUUUGUAUGGUUUUCUAUUAUAUUUGUUCCAAUGAUUCCACUUAACCCAUUUUAGGGGCCGCCAGAGCAAAAAAAAAAAAAAAAAACUUUUUUCUGAUGAUUUGCCUACUGGAUGUACAUCAAACUCGCAUCCUUGUAUAAUCCUCUCUCAAGUUUCAAAUGGUUCCACUUGACCACUUUUAAGGGCCUCCAGAGCUAAAAUGAGAAAAAUCUUCAAACAACUUCUCUCAAACCACUAAAUACUGUGAAAUCAUUAUUAUUCGUGGGGGAUUAAUUUUCGUGGUUGAGCUCAACCACGAAUUUAAGUCCCAACGAACAAAUUGUGCCCAUGGUAAUUUUAAUUUGAUCUGAUCAGUAGUUGUAUGCAUGUGGCAGUACUAACCUGCAGCUUUCGUGUAGUUUAUGGAGGCUCCAUCAGCGAUAAACAUAGGUAUGCAUGGAAACAAAACCGACUAUUUAAUUUAGAAAUGUAUCCGUGGUUUGUUUAUGACAUGCUUGUCAAAGUAAAAGUAGAUACUAAAAAUAGAAGUUUGACGUAGCGUCACCUGCCAACUGCACUAUAAUACGGCUAUUUGAUUUUUUCGGCCCCGCUAUGCAAUGUGUAAACACUAGCCUUUAUUGUUACUAACAUGUAGUAAAGUACUACGACCUUGGAACUAUUAAAUAUGAUAAAUUAAUUGCUAGAUUUGUGUCCAAUGCAUUAAUACUUAAUUCACAUUACAUGUUUCUCGACAGGAAAUAACACAUGCACAAGUUCAACAGCAUGUAAUUUUAGAUGCAGACGCGCCACUCAUAUUGAAAAAAAAAUCAGGCCAGUUUAUGAAGGAUUACUAUGGUUAUACUAGUACUACGGAAUAAAAACAACAUUAUUUCAAUCUAUAAAAGUUUGUUUUAAUUUUCAGUAUAAUAACUAGUUCUUGUUUAAAACAUGAUCAAAUGAUCAGUGAUCAACUUUAUAUUUGUUUUGAUUAUGAAUGCUUAUUGAGCACGCUGCUACGGUUUUGACACUUUUUAAUUGGCGCCGACUUUUUUUAUUGAAUAUUUCACAGUUUUAAAAAGUUUUGCGAAUUAGGGGUCGUAUAAUUAUAGAUAACGCAGUCGUUAAUUGGCACAUGAUCACUCGCUAAUCUCCCGCGGCGUAGAUUGCAAAUUUGGUAACCAUGGUAGCGCUGUUUGACACGUGUAGGUUUCACAUGCAAGGAACCUAAGUACCUGUAGAUCUAUUCUUGUGGAAAUUAUGAUUUUUUUUACACAAAAUGAAAAUCCACGAAUUUACGUCCCCACGAAACAGCCGUUUUGGCCAAAACCACGAAAUUUCAUGCCAACGAAAAUAAAUGAUUUCACAGUAGGUCAUCAUCAAACUUGGUCUGUAGCAUCAUAGUAAAAUCUAUCUCAAUGUUGUUCAAAUGGCUCUCCUUGAUCCCUUUCAAGGGCUUGGAUCUUUACAAGGUAUAUACUGUGAUCGAGGAUUUAAAGGUUGAUAUAAUUAUAUUAUCCUGUCUGCAGAUGAAAUAUUACUUUAGAUAUAUUUUCACCAUGUUGCUUUUUCAGGGUUAUACAGCUUCUAUGUCUUGUUUCUGAUAUACCGGUAUGUCAUAUCUGUCAUAUUUCAUACUAAACAGUUUUCCUUUAGCUGUAAAAUCUUUGUACCUCGUAUUCUAUUUUUGCACCCUACAUUGAUAAUGAAAAAUCAUAUGUUUUAUACUGUUACACAAAAAUAAUGAAUGUUGGCUUUUCAUAUAUAUACGUUAAAAAACACCGGUUGAACUAGAAGCAACAUAUACCCGUUUUAAGUCAGAUGAGCAAUAUAGGGCCAAUCUGGCCCUCUUGUUUAUUUUAAGGUGUAUUACAGAUAAAAAUUGUUGCUACAUGGCUUCCACCUAUAUUAAGUAAUGCUUUACAAGUCUUUUCUACAUAUUUUAUUGGCUACAAGAAUGGUUAUCAUUCUUUAAAUGUACAUUUCUUUCUGAGUAUUACAAUUCAUAUUUUAUAAGGCCUUUCCUAAAUUAUGAAAAUUGUCAUAUAUCUUGAUGCAUUCGGCAUUAAAAGCCACUUAUCACUGGUUCUUGUAUGUGCUGGAUAUGAAUCACCUGUACACAUAACCAAGACCCCAGAUGUAAGAAUGAAUAUUGCUAAUUUUAGUCAGAGAACUGAGAUUGGGGACAGACUACUGUCAUAAUGCCAGUCUGAUUGGUUGAUUCUUACUCAGUCUUGAAAGUGACCAAUGAUAAGGCUGCAUCCCGAAACUGGUCAUUAAUUUUAGUUUUAUGAAUUUUGUUCCUGGAUAUUCUUGAAUUCAUUCUAGAAUAUGAUUAUUCUUAGACUGUAACAUGUUUAUUGUGUGCAAUAUGUACAUAUAUAAUUGUAUUAUGUCAUGUGAUAGAUCAGUUUUGUUGAUAUACGAAAAUAUAAUUACAUUGCAUAUAAUUUA